UAGUCAGAGAUCUGAUCCUCAAGAAGCCGUUGCAAGCACGACUCAGGAUGAAGCCAGGGUGACCACAGGCAAUGAAGAGCCUAAGCAAUCUGAGGUGGCUAAGAAAUUGAUUAAAAAGUCACAGUCUGAAGCCUUCUUGAAGAACAGGAUUAAGGAAAAUUAGAAAAUUAAAGAAGAAGGCCUUUUUGGAUAAACUGAAGCAUGAGGAGCAUGGAGGGAGUAUUAUGAAGUCAUUAGAAAAACAUGCUCAAAACUUUGAGAAGAAAAGAAAGGAAGAAUUGACCAAAAUAAUGACUGAGAAUCAAAAAAUCUUAGCUCGAUUAAAAUAACAGAAAAUCUUACCUCAACGUACAAAAGAUGAAACAAGAUUUCAAAAAGACUGAAGAAAUAAGUAGAAUGAUUUCGAAAAAUCACUAUGAAAUUGCCCAAAAAAUAGCUAAGAAGAACAAGAGUCAUAAGUCAAGAGUCAGGUAUAACAAGAGUCAGAACACCAACUCUUUGCCUAACAUUUCAAAGCAUGUGAAUAAGAAAAGUGUUGACAUGGGCUUCUCAAAGGAUAACCUAAAGGAUGAGAAACAGGAAGAGCCUGUCAAAAUGGAAAAUCUUGAAGUUGAAGCUCCUCCUGAAGUGAUGCAGAGUGAUAGAUAUCAUAAGAAUCCCCAGACUACAAGGGCAAGCAUAAAUUUGUCACCUAUGAAGGUGAAAGAUUCCUUAAAGAAUGCAAGCAUGCCUGCUAAGAGAAAAGUUAUAUACCUGAAACCUCAUAAGUUGAAUAAGAAAGAAUUCUUGAUUGAGAUCAGCAAAGCAAAGGCAAAGUAUUAUAUCGUCGCCUUAAGGAUUAAUAAAUCCCAAACUCAGCAAAUCAUUGAGGUCCAUUCCAAGAAAGCAAAGAAAAUGAUCAAGAAUGCUGGAGGAAUUCAAGGUCUUGUCCAACACUUAGGUCUCAAGUUUGGCAAAGUUGUUAUAGAGAAUAUGGAUAGACUUCUCACUCACCCGGUUGGUCUCAACCAAGACACUGAGCAUGACCAGACAUAUGAUGAACCAGGUGAACCUCAUGCUAACGAAAAUAUUGAAAUCCAAGAUCCACAGCAAACUGAGACACCUGAGAAGCCAGUUCCCUGUGAUAGUAACCAAGAAUCCGCUACCAAGGAAUCUCCGGCUGCUGCUCCAAAUAAGGAGGAGGGAGAAGAAGAUGAUUUUGAUAAAGCUCAGAAUAUACCGGCUACAUAACUUUUAUAAAAUUCAUAGAAUCU
Messenger RNA from Moneuplotes crassus, 1253 nucleotides. The record is from the annotation of a GenBank genome assembly. NCBI's taxonomy places the organism in Eukaryota, Ciliophora, Spirotrichea, Euplotida, Euplotidae.